AUGCCUAGAUAUAAUCAGAAGACGUCUGUUACCUCUUCGAUAACCUCCAGAAAAUAUUCAACUCCAACAGGAGGAAUAAAUUCUAAAUCUGGUGCUUAUAGAAAAAAUAGUAAAUAUCAAUCAACAAGUAUAAGUAGGAAGAUGUCUGCUCCAGUUCAAAAGCAAAGAGACGAAAAAAGAAAGUUAUCUUCAACAAAGUCAUCCCAAAGCCACAAAACAUCAACUAUAUCAUCUAAUAGUAGACAAACUCAGGCAUCAAAAAAUUGUUGUGGAUCUCUUUCAUAUGCCUUAUAUGAUAUAGGACAAGAAUCUAAUACAGUUCUUGAAUUUAUUUCACAUUGUUUAUCAUCAAUGUUUCCUCAUAAAAUUAUGACAUUCAUCUACAUAAUUCUUCUAAUAUUUUCAUCACUCUCUGCAUACUUUGGAUUAUUGUACAUAAAUAAAUGCCCUAUUAAACCAGAAAUAUCAAUAUACCUUUUAACUAAUGGCAUUUUAUCAAUCCUUCAACUUUCUCUUUUUUUAAUGCACCAUCGUCGACGGUAUCAUGAUGAUUUUGAAGAUCCUAGUGAAAAUACAACAUUUUCUCAUUAUAAUAAUACUUCAACAUUAAGUCAAAGAAGAAGUUACUCUGCUGGUACAUCAACAAAAUUAAUAGUUUACUUAAUAUGGAUCCUCCUCCUGGGAUCAUUUAUCAUUGGUAAUGUUGUUGUAUUAAGUGUCUAUAGACCACCAGCAAAGCAAAAUGAAAGAAGUCUUGAUCCAACAAACUGGUGUAAUGAAUAUGUUUAUAAUUGGGCACUCAUACAAAUAUUUUUUAUUCAUUCUAUUAUCAUUUUAAGUAUUAUUCUUAUUAUUGUACUUUUUAUACUUUCUAUUAAGUUUAUGCUUAUGAGUACCACUGAUGUAACAGUAGAAGGUGGGGGUACCGGUGAUGUUUUAAAUCAAUGGGUUUAA
Molecule: messenger RNA, 954 nt
Organism: Strongyloides ratti
Lineage: Eukaryota; Metazoa; Nematoda; Chromadorea; Rhabditida; Strongyloididae
Exons: 2
Coding region: 1-954 (317 amino acids)
Source: RefSeq, a predicted model, not a curated record